Lemur catta (Ring-tailed lemur) is the source of this 1168-nucleotide messenger RNA. It is a transcript of the gene METTL5, whose product is annotated as methyltransferase 5, N6-adenosine. Lineage: Eukaryota; Metazoa; Chordata; Mammalia; Primates; Lemuridae. The record is from RefSeq and is a predicted model, not a curated record. The transcript has 6 exons. Bases 317 to 976 code for a protein of 219 amino acids. Gene Ontology annotation, biological process: rRNA methylation. Gene Ontology annotation, molecular function: rRNA (adenine-N6-)-methyltransferase activity; nucleic acid binding.
GCUUCCGGCCCCUGUCUAGGUGCUGGCUGCUUCCCGAGGUGCGUGUACUUGGUGUCGGGGAUCCUGCGGCCGCACCAGGCGCUCUGCGCCGCGGUUUCCCAGAGGCCUGAGGGCGGCUUGUGAUACCCAGAAGCGGCUCCAAGUCUGGCCCUGCGCGCUCUGCGUCCCUGCCCUCUGUGGAGCGCGUCUUUUGCCCGGCUCCCGGGCAGCGGCGCUAAAAAAGGGGCCGGGGAGGAAACAAGAUCCCGGUUCAAUAGAUUUCUCCGUAGAUCCUGUGCAAUUAAACCUGCGAGCUCACACUUAAAACAAAACAAAAAUGAAGAAAUUAAGACUUAAGGAACUAGAAAGUCGCCUGCAACAAGUGGAUGGAUUCGAAAAGCCCAAGCUACUUCUAGAACAGUAUCCCACCAGGCCGCACAUUGCAGCAUGUAUGCUCUAUACAAUCCAUAACACAUAUGAUGACAUUGAAAAUAAAAUGGUUGCAGAUCUAGGAUGUGGUUGUGGAGUGCUUAGCAUCGGAACUGCAAUGUUAGGAGCUGGGUUGUGUGUUGGAUUUGACAUAGAUGAAGAUGCAUUGGAAAUAUUUAAUAGGAAUGUGGAAGAAUUUGAGUUAACAAAUGUUGACAUGGUUCAAUUUGAUGUGUGCUCAUUAUCUAACAGAAUGUCCAAGUCAUUUGAUACAGUAAUUAUGAAUCCUCCCUUUGGGACCAAAAAUAAUAAAGGAACAGAUAUGGCUUUUCUAAAGACUGCUUUGGAAAUGGCAAGAACAGCAGUAUAUUCUUUACACAAAUCCUCAACUAGAGAACAUAUUCUAAAGAAAGCUGCAGAAUGGAAAAUCAAGAUAAAUAUUAUUGCAGAGCUUCGAUAUGACCUGCCAGCGUCAUACAACUUUCAUAAAAAGAAAUCAGUAAGUCUCUUGAUUUUGGCUUGUCUGCAUUCAGUAUUGAAAAGUUUUGUAAUAAGUAGUUAUUUCUAAUGUUCUCAAGUUGCCUGGAUAAAUACAGAAAGCCAGCCUAGGAGAUAACUGUGGAAAGAGCCCAUAAUCAAUAGCCAAUAGUCUAGUUUUAAAUUUUCUCAAAUGCUUUGUGCACAGAAAGGAAAAAAUAAAAAGUUUUUCCUCUUUUUAAACAGUAUAUAUUUAUUAGUUUCUACUAGUACAUUCUCAUAU